CUAUGCUGCUAAUGUAAGAGCAGAUUUACAGAACGGGUAACAGAAUAGUAGAAGAGGUAUUCAAUGGUUAUCGUGAAUUUAUGUAUUCCUUCUGUAGACAAAAAAAAAAAAUUGUAUAAAAAAAAUUCUUUAUAAAAUCGUACUGGUAACUCAAAUAUCGAUUGAAAUGUUCUGGGAAUCAAAACGGAACGUAUCGUCUCACCAAAGACUAAUCUGUGGCCCUACAUUACCUUGAAUCGCCAAGAAGGGGUUAUGCUUGCUAGUUAAAGUUUCUUAGAAUAUAAAUUGUUUAUAUUCAAAGUGAAUUCUUCCAUAUUGAAGAAAUAUUGAUAUUUUACUCCACUUGUAAAAACUGCAAUUUUAGUAAAAUGAUAGAUCAUUUGAAGAAAAAAAUACAUGAAGGAUUUAUCAUUUACGAGGAGUAUAAAUGGCUAAUAAAUUCAUAUGUUCUAGACUUCUUCACUGAAAAUCAUUGGUCGAAAUUACCUGACAGCUGGAAAACUAUGAAAGCAUUAUCAAUAAAUGAGGUAGCCGAACUACUAGAUCACAAUAGACAUUCAAAAACGUUUUUAUUUCCUCUAUCAAUACUAGCACUAAAAAAAAUUUUCCAAGAUUUGAAUGUUUCCAGAAUCCCAAUUGGAAAUAUCAAUCCAUCUUGUGAGCUAGUUCAGAAUGAAAAAUUGAUGAACAUGUUUUGGAGAAGUGUGAAACUCAAAAAAAGACAUGAAAUUCUCAUAAUGUCUGAGCUCUGCAAAGAAAUGGCUUCAAAAUCGGAUUGCUUUUAUAUAGUAGAUAUAGGUUCUGGUCUAGGUCAUUUAAGCAGAAUGCUAGCAUAUGGAUAUAAUUUCGAAGUGUGUUCAAUAGAAGCACAAUACAACUUGACAAAGCAGGCGGAAGUAUUUUCAGCUAAUUUCGAUAGGGUUUAUGAGAAAAUUUAUGGUCUACAAAAAAAAAUAAGACUUGUUAAUAUGAGAAUAGAACCUGAUAUAAGCAAUGAGGAGUUUCUGAAUCUGAUUUGUUCAUCAUUUGCUACCCACAGUAAAGAUUUUAAGUUUGGAAUUGUUGGACUGCAUCCAUGUGGAGAUUUGGGGCCUACCCUUAUUCGUUUAUAUAAUGAAAUUCCAAAUAUCAAAUAUAUCAAUAUUGCAGGGUGUUGUUACAUGAAAUUAUCAACAAUAGAAUUUCCCUAUCCAGGUUUUCCAUUGAGCCAAUACUGUAGAGAAAAGAAAUAUGAGUUGUGCUACCAUUCAAAAGAAAUAGCUUGCCACGCUGUAGAAAAUUACAUUGAGAAGCUAUUAGAAGGCGAAUAUUGGAAAUUGAGGAUUCAUGCCUAUCGUGCGACAAUCGAGAAGAUUUUAUCCGAAAUUGAACCUGGGUACAAACAUAUUCCUCUUGCCAAUGUGAAAUACGCUAAAGAUCUGGAUUUUGCCAGUUACUGCAAGAAAGCUACAUCAAAACUAUUGGGCGAUAUCAUAAAUUCUGAUCAUAUUGAAACUGAAGAGAUCCAGGACUGUUUACAGCAAUGGAAUAGUGUUGUGAUAUUUUAUUCAUUCCGUUUGUUCUUUGCUCCCCUUAUUGAAUCACUCAUACUUCAUGAUAGAUUGCUAUACAUGCAGGAAAAAGGUACCAAUGUUGAUUUAAUCCCAGCAUUUGACAACAGAAUAUCCCCUAGAAUGCAUGUUCUACAAGGGUUUAAGGAUUGAAAUUUUUAUUUAAAAAUGGAAAAAACUUUUUUUAAGAGUAGAUUUUGUUUUCUAUUGAAAUAUAUUUAUUUAUACAA
Messenger RNA from Harmonia axyridis, 1780 nucleotides. Its product is annotated as methyltransferase-like protein 25B. The transcript is spliced from 9 exons. The record is from RefSeq and is a predicted model, not a curated record. The coding region runs from base 369 to 1703 and encodes 444 amino acids. NCBI's taxonomy places the organism in Eukaryota, Metazoa, Arthropoda, Insecta, Coleoptera, Coccinellidae.